AUGUCGUUAACAGAACAAAUCGCCACUACGGUGGUAGACUCAGAGGAGAAGCUACUCGCUGAUUUGGAGGCGAGCAAGACUCUCCCUCUAUGGAAACAGAUGGCAAGACUGAAUCCUCCAGCACCAAAUCCGACCACCAUCCCCAAUGUAUGGAAGUACAAGGCCAUCCGUCCCAACCUAGAGCGCGCCGGCAAGCUGGUCCCUGAAUCCCAAGCCGAACGCCGGGUCCUGAUGUUGAUUAACCCCGCUCGAGAUGCCCCUUAUACGACGGACACGCUGUAUGCGGGUCUGCAGCUGGUGAUGCCAAAUGAGACGGCGCGCGCUCACCGGCAUACCGCGUUUGCGAUGCGCUUCAUCAUCGAGGGCACCGGCGGCUUCACCGCUGUUCAUGGCCGCCGCAUCAAGAUGCAGCGUGGCGAUGUGAUCCUGACUCCGACCUGGAACUACCACGACCACGGCAAGGACGGGUCGGGUCCCAUGGUCUGGCUGGAUGGGCUGGACCUGCCCAAUUUCCGGCACUUCCCUGUGCACUUUGUCGAGCACUACAAUCAGCCGCGGUACCCAGCCGAUGAUGUUGAUAGUACCACAUCGCCCCUGGUGUACCCCUGGGCCGAGAUGAAGGCUCGUCUGGAUGCCAUGUCGGGGCCAUGGGCUACGAGUCGCUAUCUCAAAGCGGAUGGACGGGAAGUGAGCCGUGUGCUUGGGGGUUGCGCAGAGCACAUUGCGGCCGGGGCGGCCUCGCCGUCCCGUCGCGAGACCACCUCGUCAGUCUACCAUGUCAUUACGGGCCAUGGACGCUCUGUCAUCGGUGACCAAGAGUAUGUGUGGGAGCAAGGUGAUACAUUCUGCAUCCCCUCGUGGUACAAGUACCAGCAUUUUGCGGCAAACGGGGCCGAGGUGUAUCUGUACCGAUUUGACGAUCGGCCCAUGUUGGAUGCCUUGGGUUUCUAUCGGUCAGAGCAAAUGGAUGUUGAGACACUGGUGUCGGACUAG
Molecule: messenger RNA, 993 nt
Organism: Penicillium macrosclerotiorum
Lineage: Eukaryota; Fungi; Ascomycota; Eurotiomycetes; Eurotiales; Aspergillaceae
Product: cupin domain-containing protein
Exons: 3
Coding region: 1-993 (330 amino acids)
Molecular function (GO): dioxygenase activity
Source: RefSeq, a predicted model, not a curated record